ACGAAGAAACGUACGUAAUUCGAAACCAAAGUUAAACAAUGGAUUUUAACUUGGUAUUGUUCUAUGUGUAUAUCUCUAUUUAUUGACAAUAGGUACUACUUGAAGACAGAUAUGAGACAAUCAGUUGUUUAAUUUUGAAGUUACUGAUAUGAUGUCAAAACAACGUCAGUUAUAAUCACUUAAGGGUGUUUUGUCUAACAGCCUAUACCUUAAGUAACAAUGUUUCACGAGUUUUUUCUUAAAACUAAUACUGACUUUUAAAAAGAUUAUUCAGUUUAAUAUUAAAAAAAUGGAUUUAAAGAAUGCGGAGUUAACUCUGUCGAAUUAUACAUUUUUAUAUCAGUGGAAUCGUGGUCUGACUGACCUUGACCUAAAGAGAAAGAAAGCGGACAAACGUGAGAGGGACCGGAUGCAGAUAAGAAUAAUAGACAAGAUAAGCAACCCUACACUCGGAUUUGAAGUAGAAAAUUUCAAACUGUUUGGAGAUCUGAAGAAAACAACAACACAAAUUCAUAACACAAUACCGUCGCAAGAUACUGUUUCUGCCGAAAAAGAAUGCAUUCACUUUGAAGAUCAAAGACGUCGCCAGCCUCACAUUGCUAAAUACAAUCAUUUCUACGGAUGUAUUCAACAUGAAGCUACUAAACCGAGAACUCCUCGGACUGCGUCAUCAUUUGCUAUAUCAGGAAUUGACGAAGAUCGGACAAGUUCACGUAUUCAUAUGAGAUCUCGAAAUCAUUCACGUGCUUCGUUGUUUUCUCGAAAUGAACAGAAUAAUGUACUGUUUUCAAAUAUUGAACCAGACCGUAGAUCCAAAAUGUCCUCACGGGGUAAUAAACUCGACUUUUUAGAAUCACGGACUCCAGUGCCUUAAAAUUACCAUGACAACAGUAGUGGUCUAUUAAUAUAUUGUAUAUUCAAUUUUUAUUCUUUAUGUAUAUUUCGAGGAAGUGUGUGUGAAAAUAUUACAAUGUUUUAUUAUUGAAGAGGUUUCCAAUAAAUUGUGCAGAAUAUCA
Molecule: messenger RNA, 1016 nt
Organism: Ruditapes philippinarum (Manila clam)
Lineage: Eukaryota; Metazoa; Mollusca; Bivalvia; Venerida; Veneridae
Exons: 3
Coding region: 290-874 (194 amino acids)
Source: RefSeq, a predicted model, not a curated record